GAAGAAGUGGAGAAUAUCCUCUGGGAAGUGACUCAAGGAGAACUUGGAAAAGCUCCUCUCGCAGUCAAAUCGAAUAUCGGAGGAGUUGUUACUCCUGCGGUGGAAGAUUUUGAAGGAAUGGCUCAAAGACUUGCCGAGCUCCGUGAUUGAGCAUUUUCUCCCCAUUUUGUGAUCCACAGAUUCAUCUUACUGUAAUAUACGGAACCCUUACUCGAUUUUAUUAUCCGCCAAACGCCAAUGUAUUAUACUAUACAAAACAAUAAAUCCCACUCGCUUUCUCAUUUCUGCCGUCAUUUUCUAACUCUAAAUUCACUAAUUGCGUUCCAGAUAUUCCAGAAUGAGCAAGUUCUAUGGUGUGGCUCACGGUUUCAAGCGUGGAGUUUUCACUGAGUGGGCUGAAGCUAAGAAACAAAUCGACAAGUUCCCACAGCCAGUUUACAAGAAGUUUGAAACCGAGGAAGAAGCUCAAAAAUAUGUGGAUGAUCGUAAGCCAAAGAAAGUUGAAUCAACCUUUCCUGAAUCAACUCACGACACCUACUAUGCUGUAGCACGUGGACAUUCUGUUGGAGUCUUCACCAACUACAACGAGGUUAAGGAGCAUAUCAAAAACUACCCACAGCCAUUGCACAAAAAAUGGUCGACCCUUGAGGAAGCCAUCGCCUACUUCCACAAAUACUACGAGGGAAAAGAGGAAGCCAAGAAAGCUGAAAAUGAAGAGAAGCCGGAUAAGUCCGAGAAACGAGAAUCCAAGAGAAAGGCUGACCAGGAGGAAUCCGUCGAGAAGAAGAAGAAAAAGAAAUUUUGAACGCUUUUCUCACAAGAGCGCCAGUCGCUCGAACAUGGGAAAAAACGAUCAAUAUUAUGCAGUGGCACGUGGAAAACAGGUUGGUAUCUACCGUACAUGGAACGAGUGCAAAACGCAGAUUGACGGAUUCCAAAAUGCGAGAUUCAAGAAAUUCGCCACUGAAGCUGAAGCUCGUAAAUUCGUUGCCGAUAAUAUGAGUGUUCCAGGAUCAAGUAAGCUUUCAGGCAGUUUUUCCAGAAAUCUUUAGUUUUCAGAGCCGGUUACUCCUGCAGUAUCAACUUCAUCGGCCACAAGAAAACGGACGCAUGAAGGAACAAAAUUUACAGAAGCUAAGAAAAUGAAGACAGAAGAAGAAGUUAUCGAUCCCGAAUUUGCCAAUGCACCAGUUGUGUACACAGACGGAGCUUGCUCUUCCAAUGGAACAAAAAAUGCGAAAGCCGGAUGGGGUGUCUACUGGGGAGAUGACAGUGAAGACAAUGAAUUUGGACCGGUGUACGGAGCACCUACCAACAACAGAGGAGAACUUAUUGCUGUUCAGAAAGCAAUUGAAAAAGCUAUAGAGAAGCGUCUUCCAAAAGUUGUUAUCAAAACUGAUUCCAAUCUUCUCGUACAGUCAAUGAACAUUUGGAUUCAUGGUUGGAAGCGAAAAGGAUGGAAAACAUCUACAGGAUCGGAGGUUCUCAAUCAGGAUGUUCUCAUGAAAAUUGAUAAUUUGAGACAAAAACUCAAGGUUAAAUUCCUACAUGUUCGUGGUCAUGCGGGAAUUGAUGGAAAUGAAAAAGCGGAUGAACUUGCAAGAAAAGGAGCCCA
This is a messenger RNA of Caenorhabditis elegans, 1615 nucleotides long. It is a transcript of the gene rnh-1.0, whose product is annotated as ribonuclease H. The transcript is spliced from 9 exons. The record is from RefSeq and is marked reviewed. NCBI's taxonomy places the organism in Eukaryota, Metazoa, Nematoda, Chromadorea, Rhabditida, Rhabditidae. Gene Ontology annotation, molecular function: magnesium ion binding; hydrolase activity; endonuclease activity. Bases 338 to 805 code for a protein of 155 amino acids.